Messenger RNA from Hibiscus syriacus, 616 nucleotides. RefSeq names its product zinc finger protein 7-like. Lineage: Eukaryota; Viridiplantae; Streptophyta; Magnoliopsida; Malvales; Malvaceae. The transcript has a single exon. The record is from RefSeq and is a predicted model, not a curated record. The coding region runs from base 63 to 554 and encodes 163 amino acids.
UACAUCUGUUCUUCCUAUUUAACUACACCCCUCUCUAUCGGAGUUUAGAAUUUUUGAGUGCCAUGGCCUCACCGAGGGACGACGACCCCAACGGGUCGAAAACCGGAGACGAUAACUUGGGGGAUUUGUUAAGUUUAGGCCUCAGCACAGAGGCAAAGGCUGCUGCAAUCAACAAGGUUUUCUCAUGCAACUUCUGCAUGAGAAAGUUUUAUAGUUCUCAAGCAUUGGGUGGACACCAGAACGCACACAAGAGGGAACGAGGGGCUGCCAAAAGGUUCGGGUCUAACAAAAUCGUUCCGCCUUUGAUGGCGGUUCGAUCGCUAGGGGUCCGACCUCAUUCGCUGGUUCACAAGGGUGUAAGAUCAGAAGGGUCGUCGGUGGUGGCAAGGUUUAGUGAAUCCGGGCCUAUUUUUGGGGUUGCUGGGACACCGUUCUCGGUUGAAGAUUCGAUGGAUAUGAUCUGGCCCGGAAGCUUCCGACUCGAGAAUUUUCCGAUGCAAGGACCUGAACCUGCCACUGAUCCGCGCAAGGUUGAUUUAAAUCUGAGGUUGUAGGUGUUUUAAUUGUUAUCCAACUGUUGUCUAAUUAAUUUAUAUGAAGGCUUUGUUUCUGUUUA